ACUACAUGCAACAGCCAGCGAGAGCGGGAGACAUCGGCGUUUCCAGAGACCAGACCCACCAUAAUGCCGGCCCCUUCUUGGUUCCAAAGAAACAGGAUGAAUCACCCAUGAUUGGGGAUGGAGAAGAUUAUUUCCUUUCUCUGUUUGGUGAUUCAAAGAAACUUACAGCACACUCAAAGCACACUCAGAAAACUUUAAAAUACUUUUCUAUGAUUCUUGAAGAAGUUGGCCAAUUUACCGCCAGUUCUCUUGGAGACAUUGAAAUAGCUGAAGUGAAUGUCAAGGGUUUGUUCGUGAAGCUCAUUAACUCUUCCCUUGACAAAGAAAUGGCAAUUGGAGAUCAUAUUCUCCAGCAAAAUGUGAAUGGACAAACCAUUUCUUUGUACCGAUUCCUUCCAAACAUUGUAAUGCAGGCCAGCUCCACAGUAACGGUGUGGGCAGCAGCAUCUGAAGCAAAGCAUCAACCUCCAUCAGAUUUUCUUUGGAAGGAACAAGACAAGUUUAGAACAAGUCCCGAUUGUAUAACAAUCCUGUGCAAACCGAACGGUCAAGCCAUUGCCUGGUACACCCCUAUCCACUGGAAGCAAGCAUGGGAAAAAUUAGAUACUGACAUUGAAUUUAACAGAUGUUCGGUAGUAUCUCCAACAUUCCGGAAGCAUGUGUUUCAGUGGACUGCAUCUACAACUACAAUAACUAAAGAAAAACAAGAUCAACCUAAGGAAGAUAUCUCAAAUUAUCAGGUGGAACAAGCUCAAGUUUUUCUUAAGAGAGAGAAGGAAAUCCCACCAACCGUUUUCCCCAAUCGCAGCCCUUGGUGCCAGAAUCCCUAUGUCUCUGCACAUCCUUACUGUCCUCUGAUUGAACCACACAAUACAUCCACCGCUGGAGGCAACUUGGAUAGACAGCCCAGGUCUCGGUCAACCAGACCUAAUCGAGCCUCAGGGACUAAGAAAAAGAAGACAUCUGAGUCACAAAAGCAAUAAGCAGUCAACUCAACCUUUAAAGAUGAAGUCUCACUCUGUUGCCCAGGCUGGAAUGCCAUGGUGUGAUCUCCACUCACUGCAGCCUCCGCCUCCCAGGUUCAAGUGAUUCUCCUGCCUCAGCCUCCCAAGCAACUGGGAUUACAGGCGUCUGCCACCCUGAUCGGCUAAUUUUUGUAUUUUUAGUAGCGACGAGGUUUCACCAUCUUAGCCAGGCUGGUCUCCUAUUCCUGACCUCAGGUGAUCUGCCCGCCUUGGACCCCAAAAGCGCUGGGAUUUCAGGCAUGAGCCACCAUGCCCUGCCCAAACAUAAGCUUUUGUUGCAGGACUUUUCCUUAGUUUAGCUAAAGAUAGGGUUCUUCUCUGUUCCACAGCCAUGAAAAUUUAGGCUCGCAGACGGUUAAAGGGUGAGUAAAGCAGGGUUUUAUUGGAUGAAAAGGGGGUUAAAUGGGGGAAACAGGGAUCCUCUGCAAGGCCACAGUCCCCUGCUAGAGUGCUUCCCGCCAGGCGUUGGAAUACCAGGUUCCACACAGGAAGAGGCGGGACCCGUCUCUUUGCUGCAAAGGGCCGAACCCAAGGCUCCGCCUCAGUGGCAGGCUGGUUGGACUUUCUCCAGGGAACCCCUCCCACCUGGCAGUCUCACUUUUAUACUAGUGUUCAUAGAAUAUUAUUGACAAAAGCCCAAAAAUAGAAACAACACGUGUCCAUCGACAGGUGAAUGGAUUUUAAAAAUCUGGUGUAUAAUACAAUGAAAUGUUAUUCAGUUAUUUAAAAAAAUGAAGUUCUAAUACAUGCUACAACGUGGAUAAACUUGGAAACAUGAUGUUAAAUGAGAUAAGCCAUACAUAAAAGGAUAAAUAUUAUGUAAUUUCACUUAUCUGAAUAAAAAAUGUAUAGAGAUGGAAAGUAUAACAGAGUUUACUAGGGCUGGGCUGGGAAGGGGAGAAUGAGAGCUAUUAUUUAAUGGGUACAGAGUCUCUGUUGGAGAUGAUGAAAAAUGUUCAGGAAAUGGAUAGAGGUGAUGGCUACACAACAUUGUGAAUAUACUUCAUGCCACUGAAUUGUGCAUUAAAAAAGUCAAAAUGGUUUACAAAGUACUUCUAAUAAAAUAUAACUAGUAUUUCCAAGAUGGAAAAAAAUGAUAUUCUAGUCUCAAGCAUCUGAGAAGAUAUCCAUUGCUCAACAAAACAACUUUACACAUACUUUCUGGUUAUAUUUCAGCAUAAAUAUUUUCUUGUUGCUGGGCCACACCAUUCACAUUAUUUCCUCAUUUUUGGACACUCCGGAGCAGACUUGUACAUUUUCAGAAAACUGUCAAUAACACUUUUUGCCACUUUGCACCAUUAAGUGUUAUCUUUGAAUCAUAUGUUGGCCAAAUCGUGUAGACUGUUCUGCUUUUUUCAUGGUUACUAUAGAAACUGUGCAGUCAUAAUGUUUUGAAGAGACUAGCAGGAAAUUUAAGAGUGCACAAUAAAAGUUAACUUAUUUCAUGGUUUAAAAUUUCUUCCAGCUGUCUCCAUUUGUGAUGAUUAUCAUGUUCACAUUGGGAGUAUAAACAUACAACCAAAAGGGCUCUGGUGACUAUGGCCAAUAAGCCAUCUCACCCCUCACAGACUUCCCUCCCAACCUCUUCCCCUCAAAGAUUUGUAAUAGGAACACGUGAAACAAGUGGUAUGUAAGGUUCAGGUGUUUUCAAUUAUUUCCCUCCUAUGAACAGAGGUUUCCUGGAUCCAAAACAUGUUUCAGCUCAAAGGGUUUUCCUUAUUUUUGAAGAUGGUAUCAUCUCAGGAAAAUUUCAUCUACAUAUCUCUGAUUCACCAAUGCUUCAUUAAGAAAGCAUCUCCUCGGA
Molecule: messenger RNA, 2829 nt
Organism: Mandrillus leucophaeus (drill)
Lineage: Eukaryota; Metazoa; Chordata; Mammalia; Primates; Cercopithecidae
Gene: LMNTD1
Product: lamin tail domain containing 1
Exons: 8
Coding region: 6-983 (325 amino acids)
Cellular component (GO): nuclear envelope; cytoplasm
Source: RefSeq, a predicted model, not a curated record